AUGGGGCUUGAUGAGAUUGGAGACUUUGAUUUUGCGAGUAAUGUUCAUUUGAAGAAUGUGGAAAGUAAAGUUGAUCCUGUGAUGGAUGAAAACAAAAGAUUGGCAGUUGAGAACAAAAAGGUGGCUGAUCGUGAAAAGAUUCUCGAGAUGCGAGUAAAGAAGUUAGAGUCUGAAAACAAGUCUUUGUUGAAGAAGAUAGAUACCGAUCAGACAGAGAUUGAUUUAUUGAGGAACAAAGAGCUUGAAGCUGCAAAAGCGUUGAAAGAGCACAAAUUCUAUAUGAUGAACAAAGUGAUAGAAAGUAUGCUUGGGAAGUCAAUAGAGCAAAGAUUUGAAGAAAUUCAAGUUGAAGAAGUCAGGGCUAAACGUCAUGCUGAGAUUGAAGCUCUAAUGAAAGACAAAGGCAAGGGUGCUACAGAUAUUGUUGUUGAUGAUGAGGAAGAUGAUAGCGAAGAAGAUGACGAUGAAGAGGGUGAUGAAGAAGAGGAUGAUGAUGAUGAUGAAAAAGUGUUUUCUGCGAGUAGUCAUGGUUCUGGUGAUGACAAUGACGAUGAUAAUCAGGGUGGUACAGGUGUAACUACUACAGAAGCUUCCAAAGAACAAAAUGUUGAUGACUUAAUGAAAGAUGAUGCUAAUGAAGAAACAGAGGGAGCUGAUGGAGAGGGGGAGCAUGGUGAUGAUCAAAACGUUGAUCAAGUUGAAAAGUUGAUUCUGCGUUUAGAACCUCAUGUUGAAGAAGGUGAAUUCAGGCAUACUUACACGUUGAGUGAAAUUCUGAAGAUAACUCAUGUAAAUGAAAAUGAGUUUAGGUUUGAUUUUGAGGAAGAGCUGAAUGCUUUCGACAUCAACCCUCAACCUGAAUAUGAAUACAAGUAUGUGGAAGACGCUGAUAUGUAUGACAGGGUUGAGGUUGAAGACUGUACUGAUGAAGAUAUUCUGAAUGAAGACACUUCUGAACUUCCAACACUGAUGGAGUUCUUUAGUGAAGAGAUCGGGAUGAACUUAGAAGGAAAGUUGUUGAGAUUCUUAAAGACAAGAACUUUGACGGUUAAUGCUUAUGCAAUUAGAAGAGAAUGUGGAGUUCAAUAUUUUGAAAAAUUGCAUGAUGUUAUGUCCUUUCCAUGGUGGGAUGUGGAUGAGUUAUCGAAAGUAAGAACCUUGGGGUAUCCUGUCAGGAAGAAUGAUAUUGCAAUGUGGGGUCUAAUAAAGUUUGAUGCUCUGAAAGACUUCAAACACUGGAAGCCUCAUUACCAGAAGAGAGUUCAAAGGGUAGAUCCAGUGACAGGGAUUGAAGAGACUAUUCUGAACGUGAAAAAGCCGAAAACGAUGAAGAACAUUCCAGUGCCCAAGAUGGAACAGGAGUUCUACAAAGGUUUCAUGGGCUGGAUGUACAGUUGUAUCUCUACUGAAGCAGUGAUCACAUAUAAAGCUGGGAAAGAGAUUAGUGAGAUUUUUGUCUACGGCCCGAUGUGGUUGGUUAACUGCUCAGCGAAGGAUAUUGAAUGUUUAUUCAUCAACAAGAUCCAUUUCCAAUCUGAAGACAGGGAGCAAGCUAUGCAGUUUCAAAAAGUUGCAACUAUUUGCUUUCAGAAAGGCAUAAAUUCUGAAUGUAAAUGGAAUUCUAAAUGGUGGUCGCUUGAGGAGAAAGAAAAGAAGAAAGCUAAACGAGAAAGGAAGAAACUUGAUGAAUACAAAGGGAAAUGGAUGAAGUUGCAGGCUGAGGAAGAAAAGAAAAAGACGAAAGAAAACGAUAGGCUGAGGAAUUUACUGAGAAAGAAGCCUAAACAAAGAGAAGAAAGGUUCAAGUCACUCUGA
Helianthus annuus (common sunflower) is the source of this 1815-nucleotide messenger RNA. RefSeq lists its product as uncharacterized. Bases 1 to 1815 code for a protein of 604 amino acids. The record is from RefSeq and is a predicted model, not a curated record. The transcript is spliced from 4 exons. NCBI's taxonomy places the organism in Eukaryota, Viridiplantae, Streptophyta, Magnoliopsida, Asterales, Asteraceae.